Molecule: messenger RNA, 1095 nt
Organism: Argiope bruennichi
Lineage: Eukaryota; Metazoa; Arthropoda; Arachnida; Araneae; Araneidae
Gene: cyp33
Product: peptidyl-prolyl cis-trans isomerase E-like
Exons: 12
Coding region: 133-1044 (303 amino acids)
Biological process (GO): protein peptidyl-prolyl isomerization; protein folding
Cellular component (GO): intracellular membrane-bounded organelle
Molecular function (GO): peptidyl-prolyl cis-trans isomerase activity; RNA binding
Source: RefSeq, a predicted model, not a curated record
CAAAACAUAAACAUAGUUCAUUUAUGUAUUGUUUGGAAUGAUAUUUUUUAACUAUAAAUCUCUUGCACUUAUAAGUGGGAAUUUUCGUUUUAAUUCAUAGAAAAUAUUGGUGAUAUCUCCCAGAUUACAAGAAUGUCUUCAAGUACAAAGCGUACUGUUUAUGUCGGUGGUUUAGCAGAGGAAGUGAACAAAGAUAUUAUUCAUGCUGCUUUCAUUCCUUUUGGUGAAAUAAUUGAUAUUCAGAUUCCAUUAGAUUAUGAAACACAAAAGCAUCGAGGAUUUGCAUUUGUGGAAUUCGAAGCAGCAGAGGAAGCUGCUGCUGCUAUAGAUAAUAUGAAUGAUUCUGAACUCUUUGGGAGAACAAUACGUGUGAAUUUAGCAAAACCUAUGAGGAUAAAAGAAGGUUCUACCAGAGCAGUGUGGUCUGAUGAUAACUGGCUUAAAGAGCAUGCUGGUGAAACUCUCCAAGCAGAUGAAACAGAAGAUGGUGAAAAUAAAAGAAAACAUGAUGAAGAUGAGGAGGAAGAUCCUGAAAGAAAAAGACAAAAAUCCAAUCCAAUUGUUUACUUUGACAUAUCUAUUGAUGGUCAAGAAAUUGGGAGGAUACAGAUAAUGCUUAGAAAAGACAUAGUUCCUCUUACAGCUGAAAACUUUCGCUGUUUGUGUACACACGAAAAAGGAUAUGGAUACAGAGGAAGUAUAUUUCAUCGUAUAAUACCACAAUUUAUGUGUCAGGGUGGCGACAUCACUAAAAAUGAUGGAACUGGAGGACGUUCAAUAUAUGGGAGAAAGUUUGAAGAUGAAAACUUCACUUUAAAACAUGUUGGGCCAGGUUUGCUUUCCAUGGCCAACUCUGGUCCAAAUACCAACAGCUCUCAGUUUUUCCUUACAACAGCUAAAACAGAGUGGUUGGAUGGUAAACAUGUAGUGUUUGGUCAGGUGGUUAGUGGGAUGGAAGUAGUUAAGAGAAUGGAGAAAUGUGGUUCUCAGCUUGGAAAACCAUCACAGAAAGUUGUAAUCAGUAAUUGUGGACAAUUAUCUUGAUUUAUAUGUAAAACUUUUUAUUAAUAAAUUGUGUAUUAUAUUAUGUAAAAA